AUGGGGAGAGCGGCCGCCGCAGGAGGAGGCGCUGGAGGGGCGCGCCGGUGGCUCCCGUGGCUGGGGCUCUGCUUCUGGGCGGCGGGGGCUGCGGCUGCCCGAGGAACUGACAAUGGCGAAGCCCUUCCUGAGUCCAUCCCCUCAGCUCCUGGGACGUUGCCUCAUUUCAUAGAGGAGCCAGAUGAUGCUUAUAUCAUCAAGAGCAACCCCAUUGCACUGAGGUGCAAAGCAAGGCCAGCCAUGCAGAUAUUCUUUAAAUGUAAUGGCGAGUGGGUCCAUCAAAAUGAGCAUGUCUCCGAAGAGAGUCUGGAUGAGAGUUCAGGCUUGAAGGUCCGGGAGGUGUUUAUCAACGUCACCAGACAGCAGGUAGAGGACUUCCACGGGCCCGAGGACUUCUGGUGCCAGUGUGUGGCCUGGAGCCACCUGGGGACCUCCAAAAGCAGGAAGGCCUCCGUGCGCAUAGCUUAUUUACGGAAAAACUUCGAACAAGAUCCGCAGGGAAGGGAGGUUCCCAUUGAAGGCAUGAUAGUGCUGCAUUGCCGACCUCCCGAGGGAGUUCCUGCAGCUGAGGUGGAAUGGCUGAAAAAUGAGGAGCCCAUUGACUCCGAGCAAGACGAGAACAUUGACACCAGGGCUGACCACAACCUCAUCAUCCGCCAGGCACGGCUCUCUGACUCAGGCAAUUACACCUGCAUGGCAGCCAACAUCGUGGCCAAGAGGAGGAGCCUGUCAGCCACAGUGGUGGUUUAUGUGAAUGGAGGCUGGUCUUCCUGGACAGAGUGGUCAGCCUGCAAUGUUCGCUGUGGUAGAGGAUGGCAGAAACGUUCCCGGACCUGCACCAACCCAGCUCCUCUCAAUGGUGGGGCCUUUUGUGAGGGAAUGUCAGUGCAGAAAAUAACCUGCACUUCUCUUUGUCCUGUGGAUGGGAGCUGGGAAGCGUGGAGCGAAUGGUCAGUCUGCAGUCCGGAGUGCGAGCAUUUGCGGAUUCGGGAGUGCACGGCCCCACCCCCAAGGAACGGGGGCAAGUUCUGUGAAGGGCUAAGCCAGGAAUCUGAAAACUGUACAGAUGGUCUCUGCAUUCUAGAUAAAAAACCUCUUCAUGAAAUAAAACCCCAAAGCAUUGAGAACGCCAGCGACAUUGCUCUGUACUCGGGCUUGGGCGCUGCCGUGGUGGCUGUUGCAGUCCUGGUCAUUGGUGUCACCCUUUAUAGACGGAGCCAGAGUGACUAUGGCGUGGACGUCAUUGACUCUUCUGCAUUGACAGGUGGCUUCCAGACCUUCAACUUCAAAACGGUCCGUCAAGGUAACUCCCUGCUCCUGAAUUCCUCCAUGCAACCAGACCUCACGGUCAGCCGGACAUACAGCGGGCCCAUCUGCCUCCAGGACCCUCUGGACAAGGAACUCAUGACAGAGUCCUCACUCUUUAACCCUUUGUCUGACAUCAAAGUCAAAGUCCAGAGCUCAUUCAUGGUGUCCCUGGGCGUGUCUGAGAGACCCGGGUACCACGGCAAGAAUCAUUCCGGGACUUUUCCCCAUGGAAACAACCGCAGCUUUAGUACAAUGCACCCCAGAAAUAAAACACCCUACAUCCAGAAUCUGUCAUCACUCCCCACAAGGACAGAACUAAGGACCACUGGGGUCUUUGGCCACUUGGGAGGACGCUUAGUCAUGCCAAAUACAGGGGUGAGUUUACUCAUACCACAUGGGGCCAUCCCAGAAGAGAAUUCUUGGGAGAUCUAUAUGUCCAUCAACCAAGGUGAACCCAGCCUCCAGUCCGAUGGAUCCGAGGUGCUCCUGAGUCCUGAAGUCACCUGUGGCCCUCCAGACAUGAUCGUCACCACUCCCUUUGCAUUGACCAUACCACACUGUGCGGACGUCAGUUCUGAGCACUGGAACAUCCAUUUAAAGAAGCGGACGCAGCAGGGCAAGUGGGAGGAAGUGAUGUCAGUGGAGGAUGAAUCCACAUCCUGUUACUGCCUUUUGGACCCCUUUGCAUGUCACGUGCUCCUCGACAGCUUCGGGACCUAUGCCCUCACUGGAGAACCAAUCACAGAUUGUGCUGUGAAACAGCUCAAGGUGGCGGUUUUUGGCUGUAUGUCCUGUAACUCUCUGGAUUACAACUUGAGAGUCUACUGUGUGGACAAUACUCCUUGGGCAUUUCAGGAAGUAGUUUCAGAUGAAAGGCAUCAAGGUGGACAGCUACUGGAAGAGCCAAAAUUGCUGCAUUUCAAAGGGAACACCUUCAGUCUUCAGAUCUCCGUCCUUGACAUCCCGCCAUUCCUCUGGAGAAUUAAACCAUUCACUGCAUGCCAGGAGGUCCCAUUCUCCCGCGUGUGGUGCAGUAACAGGCAGCCCCUGCACUGUGCCUUCUCCCUGGAGCGCUACACGCCCACCACCACCCAGCUGUCCUGCAAAAUCUGCAUCCGGCAGCUCAAAGGCCAUGAACAGAUCCUCCAAGUGCAGACAUCCAUCCUGGAGAGUGAAAGAGAAACCAUCACAUUCUUUGCACAAGAGGACAGCACUUUCCCUGCACAGACUGGCCCCAAAGCCUUCAAAAUACCUUACUCCAUCAGACAGCGGAUUUGUGCCACCUUCGAUACCCCCAAUGCCAAAGGCAAGGACUGGCAGAUGUUAGCACAGAAAAACAGCAUCAACAGGAAUUUAUCUUAUUUUGCUACACAAAGUAGUCCAUCUGCUGUCAUUUUGAACCUGUGGGAAGCUCGUCAUCAGCACGAUGGUGAUCUUGACUCCCUGGCCUGUGCCCUUGAAGAGAUUGGGAGGACACACACGAAACUCUCAAACAUUACAGAAUCCCAGCUCGAUGAAGCCGACUUCAACUACAGCAGGCAAAAUGGACUCUAG
Messenger RNA from Neomonachus schauinslandi (Hawaiian monk seal), 2862 nucleotides. RefSeq names its product unc-5 netrin receptor D (gene UNC5D). The record is from RefSeq and is a predicted model, not a curated record. Gene Ontology annotation, biological process: netrin-activated signaling pathway. The transcript is spliced from 17 exons. Gene Ontology annotation, molecular function: netrin receptor activity; protein binding. Lineage: Eukaryota; Metazoa; Chordata; Mammalia; Carnivora; Phocidae. Bases 1 to 2862 code for a protein of 953 amino acids. Gene Ontology annotation, cellular component: membrane.